GAGAUCCGAAUGGACACUCAUCACCAAUCCCAUCCGUCUGUGUGUCUAACCUGAUGACGGGUGAUAAUCUGAUUAAGCAGCAGCAGCAGCAGCACAGCAGAGCGACACGUUAUAUAUCUGGAGGAAAGUAACUGUUGUGGAUUUAUAUAUGAUGGUGCGCGCGAGAUCAAGCGAUCUGAUCAUGAAUCCGCACAGAAUAUCUGUAAUGAUGCUUUUCUUCUUGUCUUCUGUUCAUAUAUCGAGCCCAUCGCAGUUCCCCAGUCCGCUCAUGAUAAAAGAGUGGGUAGAUCAACUGCAGCAGGAGCUGGUGUCUCUAGCUGACUCAGCCAGUGCUGGAAACCAUCUGAGACAGAUCUUUAUGGAUAAUCAGAAUUAUUUCACUGUGGAAACAAACAAUGCAGCACAGCUUGUGGAAACAGCGGCGCGGAAUAUAGAGAAUUUUUUGAAGAAGCGAGCCACAGCUCUAGAGACUUUGGCAACUGCAGCCGAGAAUUUUCAAAUGGAACAUCAAUGGAAAGAUGAGUUUCAAGAGGAUGAUAUAGUUUACUUUAAUGCCAAGGAUGAUCUGCAAGCCAAUGAAACAGAAGGAAGGAAAAACCGGAUCAGACCUGAAUUUAAAGAGGACCCGUCAUUCAAAAACCGCCUCACUUCCUACAACCAUACGGCUGUGCAUAUCCCCACAGAUAUAUAUGAUGGCUCGACCAUUUUGUUAAAUGAGUUGAACUGGACUGAAGCUUUGGAGGACGUCUUUAAGAAGAACAGAGAAGACGAUCCGACACUACUGUGGCAAGUGUUUGGCAGCGCGACUGGAUUAGCUCGCUAUUACCCAGUGAUGGCGGAGGGAGACCUGAAAAGGCACGCCAAAGCAUCAGAGCGGGGAGAGAGCAUAGAACCUAUUCACAGUGGUGCCAAAAGCCCGGCUUUGGAGGGACAGACAAGGGGAGGGGUCCACUGGACCGGGGAUGGAAUUUGGGCGGGGCUCCUCCUCACUCCCGGGUUUCGUCACCACUGUAAAAAGGUUCUAUGUUUGUGGGCAAUGGAGGAGUCAGGAGACAGCGAACUGUCAAGGUAUGUUCAAGGUGCUGCUUCGCCCAAGGACAUGCUGAUUCUUGUGGAUGCGAGUGGAAGUGUAUCUGGACUGACCCUUAAACUCAUUCAGACUUCUGUCAGUGAAAUGCUUGAGACUCUUUCUGAUGAUGAUUAUGUCAAUGUUGUCCAUUUCAACACAAAAGUGAACAACACAGCAUGUUUCGAUCACCUGGUGCAAGCUAACGUUCGCAAUAAGAAGAUCUUAAAAGAUGCUGUGCAGAAUAUUUCGGCCAAGGGGAUCACCAACUACACCAAAGGCUUCGAGUUUGCCUUCGAACAACUCUCAAAUCCAGACAACUCUAGAGCAAACUGCAACAAGAUCAUCAUGCUGUUUACUGAUGGAGGAGAAGAGAGAGCAGAAGAGAUCUUCAACAGAUACAAUAUUGACAAGAAGGUGCGUGUGUUCACGUUCUCUGUGGGUCAACACAACUAUGACACGUGGCCGAUAAAGUGGAUGGCCUGUGCUAAUAAAGGAUAUUUCUAUGAAAUCCCUUCCAUUGGAGCCAUCCGCAUAAACACACAGGAAUAUCUCGAUGUUUUAGGCCGACCGAUGGUCCUCGCAGAUGCUAAACAGGUGCAAUGGACCAACGUGUAUCUGGAUGCCCUGGAGCUGGGCCUGGUCAUCACCGGCACGCUGCCAGUGUUCAACAAGACCAAAGACGGUGGAUCUCAGAACCAGCAUCAGAACCAGUUGAUUUUAGGAGUGAUGGGGGUGGAUGUGUCUCUUGAUGAUAUCAAAAGAUUAACGCCCCGCUUCACCAUUGGUCCUAAUGGAUAUUAUUUUGCGAUUGAUCCUAAUGGUUACGUGCUGCUCCAUCCAAACCUCCAACCAAAGAACCCCAAAUUCCAGGAACCUGUUACUCUGGACUUUCUGGAUGCAGAACUGGAAAAUGAUAUUAAAGUGCAGAUCCGGACUUUGAUGAUUGAUAGAGACCCUGGAGAGAAAACAAUUGAAACACUUGUGAAAUCUCAGGAUGAGAGAUACAUCGACAGAGGGAUCAGAACGUACACCUGGGCGCCAGUUAAUGGAACGGACUACAGCCUGGCUUUGGUCUUGCCUGAAUGCGGUCUGCAUUACAUCGAGGCAAACCUGGGGAACACUAUAAAACAAGCCAUGUUCUUCGACACCAUUCAGCCGGAGAAAUUUGAGGAAUAUGGGUACACCUUUAUUGCACCCAGGGAAUACUGCAAGGACCUGAAAGUCUCGAGCAACAACACUCAGUUUCUGAUGGACUUCAAUGAGUACAUCGACAGAAAAACACCCAAUGAUCCGAUGUGUAACGUCACUCUUGUAAACCGGUUGCUGCUGGAUGCUGGUCUCACGGCUGACCUCGUCAAAACCUGGAAGGAGCAGAUUGUAGAUGGAGUUUCGGCCCGGUUUGUGGCUACAGAUGGUGGUAUAACACGUGUGUAUCCUAAAAGUGCUGGUGAAGAAUGGUGCGAGAACUCUGAGACGUAUGAUUCCAGUUUUUAUAAAAGGAGUCUGGACAAUGACAUAUACAUCUUCACUGCCCCAUAUGUCAACAAGAGCAGAGAGUCUGGUUAUGAGUCCGGUAUAUUGGUCAGUAAAGCAGUGGACUUGGAAAUUAAUGGAGCAAAACUCAAACCUGCAGUGGUGGGAGUCAAACUCAAUGUGUCCGCCUGGAUGAACAGCUUCAUAAAUGCCACCACAAAGAAAAAUUGCAAGGAUGAGAUCUGCGGGUGUCUCAGGAAUGAUAAGCAAGUGGACUGUGUGAUUCUGGAUGAUGGUGGGUUUCUGCUCAUGUCCAAUCAGGAUGAAUAUAUCACACAGAUCGGUCAGUUCUUUGGUGAAGUGGACCCUGUUCUGAUGAUCACUCUGGUCAACACGUCGCUCUUCUCCUUCAACAAAACCUACGACUACCAGUCAGUCUGCGACCCAGAGAGAGAGACUAAAGCUGCAGCCGGACUCCGAUCGAUCUGCGUGCCAACAAUAGCAGACAUGAUAACUGUAGGCUGGUGGGCCUCCACUGCCAUCUGGUCAAUUUUGCAGCAGCUUCUCCUCAGUUUGACUCUCCCAAACAUCAUGGGGACAGCGUACUCUGAAGAUGACCUCUCGGACGCAUUCUCUAAAGAGAGCUGCAUCACUGAACAGACUCAGUAUUUCUUUGAGAAUGACAACAGAUCUUUCUCUGGAGCGAUGGACUGUGGAAACUGCUCCAGAAUGUACCGGGCGGAGAAGCUCCCAAACACAAAUUUGGUAUUUUUGAUCUCUGAUGCUAAGAGUUCCUGCCUCUCCUGUGAUCCCAAACCUCUGAGACAGGCGGAGCAACCCUCCAAUGGUCCUGACCCAUGCGUGCUGGCCCAGAAUCCUCGGUACAGGAAAGGUCCAGAUGUCUGCUUCGAUAACAAUGCCGAUGAGGACGCGUCUGACUGUGGUGGCGGCUGCUGUUUGAGUCCGUCUCUGUGGCCAUUGCUCAGUCUUCAGCUCCUUCUACUGUGGCUGUUUACUGGAACCAAAACAUGUUUAUCCUGACCAAUACGAGUCUACAGACUGGACACCACACAACUACUGACUGAACUCAAAUGACCACAAAGUAACUUCAACUGCAGCCUACAUGACCACACCAGAACCGCCUAAGACUGUCUUUAAUUUGACCGAAAACAACACGACUAACACAAUCAUAGAACUCUACCUUAAAAUUGACUCAUCAUCUCACUGCCAAUUAGUACGGUCUCAGACCUAGCCAGAAACUAACAGCAUCAGUCAGACAUGAGAGACGCUAUUUUUAUUUAUUUAUUUAUUUAUUUAUUUAUUUUUACCACACAACACAGAACCACAUCAUGACCAUAGAAAUGAUUAAGUGCAGUGCCACUUAGGGGUUAGGGUUUGGGUUAAUCCUAACCCUAACCAAAUGAAAUGUGUCAAGAAGCCACAUUGCAGUCAUAGAUGGCUCCUGCACCAGCUUUGAUCCAAAUCACGACAGACUGUCCGGCUCUGGAGCAUAUGCAUUAAUUCUAUUUGACAUGAGCUUUAUAGGAGAUCAGUGAUGUCACACCCAAAUAAGGCUGUAUUUCGUAUUUUACAUUAUUUGAUCUCACAUCUAUUGUUCAAUUCAAACCAUUAAGAAGCAGAUAAGCACUUUGGCAUAUGUAGUACGGUGAAUCUCAAGAAGUACCAUAUUUCACCCCAAAAUCAAAAUAUAUAUAUUUUUUAUUUCUUUAGGACCAAAAAAUAAAAUAAAUAAAAAAGCAUCUUUUUUUUAAUGCCAUUUAAUGCCAUUUCCCUCUAAAUUCUCAUUAAUAAAACACAAAAAUAUUUAAUUCUCAUUUUUGAUUAAAAUCAGCACGAAUGCCUCUACUGGUACCAAUGGAAUUACAAAAAUCA
This is a messenger RNA of Myxocyprinus asiaticus (Chinese sucker), 4435 nucleotides long. RefSeq names its product voltage-dependent calcium channel subunit alpha-2/delta-1-like. The transcript has 38 exons. NCBI's taxonomy places the organism in Eukaryota, Metazoa, Chordata, Actinopteri, Cypriniformes, Catostomidae. Gene Ontology annotation, cellular component: L-type voltage-gated calcium channel complex. Bases 149 to 3583 code for a protein of 1144 amino acids. The record is from RefSeq and is a predicted model, not a curated record. Gene Ontology annotation, molecular function: voltage-gated calcium channel activity.